Quercus robur (English oak) is the source of this 1487-nucleotide messenger RNA. RefSeq names its product calcineurin B-like protein 4. Gene Ontology annotation, biological process: calcium-mediated signaling. The record is from RefSeq and is a predicted model, not a curated record. The transcript has 10 exons. NCBI's taxonomy places the organism in Eukaryota, Viridiplantae, Streptophyta, Magnoliopsida, Fagales, Fagaceae. The coding region runs from base 613 to 1128 and encodes 171 amino acids. Gene Ontology annotation, molecular function: calcium ion binding; kinase binding.
UUCAAACCCCUUCUCUUUUUCUUCUUCUUUUUCUCUUUCUAUUUAUAACAUGCAAUAUGCAUUGCAUUUUUCAUGUUAUGGGAGUUAUAUGAGAGAGAGGAGAGAAAGUGAACUUUGACAAACACUCUCAAUAAACAAAACACAUAAAUUAAGAGAAAAGUAACCAAACCAAUCUCAACCUUCUCCUACUUAAUCCAUACUCCCAGGUCUGUUCUUGAGUCCCAGCAUUGGAAAAUCUCUAAGGUUUCAAAAAAAUUGCUAAUUUCAUUCUGGGCAUAUAGAUUUCUGGGUUUCGAGAUUGUUUCAGAAGUCAAGCUACUUAUUCUUUCACCUUCAUUCUUUUUUUGUUGAUGAUUGAUCAAUUUUCUUGUUCGGCUACUGGAUGUAACCUGCAAGCUGUUGACUCGUGACACAGUUGUUCAUCUUAGGCAUGGCUCACUGGGACCAAGUUAAUUAGCUUGUGCACUGAUCAUCAAUGGAUUGACUGUUCUGAAAGUGGGGCUUUUCCCAGUGGUAUCACUGGCAUGAAACUGUGGAUUUUCAACAUAUUUGAUAGUGUACUAGUUUGUUUAAUGGGCUGCUUUUGCUCAAAGAAAGCUCAGCCACAAGGGUAUGAGGAUCCUAUCGUUCUUGCUGCUGAAACACCUUGAAGAAUUCCAGCUUGCACUCUUCAAGAACAGAAAUAAAAAAAAUCUCUUCGCGGACAGGGUUUUCGAUUUAUUUGACAUAAAGCGCAAUGGGGUUAUUGAGUUUGGAGAAUUUGUUAGAUCAUUGGGUGUCUUUCAUCCAAAUGCACCUGUAGAAGACAAAAUUGCAUUUGCUUUUAAAUUAUAUGACCUGAGGCAAACCGGAUAUAUUGAGAGAGAGGAGUUGAAGGAAAUGGUCUUGGCCCUUAUGCAUGAAUCAGAAUUGGUACUUUCAGAUGAUGUUAUUGAAGUAAUUGUGGAUAAGACUUAUAAUGAAGCAGAUGCAAAAGGUGAUGGAAGAAUUGAUCAAGAAGAGUGGAAGGAAUUUGUUUUGAAAAAUCCUUCUCUGUUAAAGAACAUGACUCUACCGUAUUUAAAGGAUAUAACACUAGCAUUUCCCAGCUUUGUUGUAACUUCUGAAGUUGAAGAAUCAGAAAUAUGACUUGGAAUUCCAUAAAGAGGUAUAUAUCAACUAUUUCAUGUCCCAUGAUGGUGAAAUAUUUUGAACUACCUUUUAUAUGAUGGAAUGUGGACUUUGGAGGAUAUAAUAUCUAACUACAGUCAAAGAACUGAAGAGUUUGCAACUCCAUGAAGCAUAGCCAACAAACUAAGACUCGCUCCCCAGGCUGCACAUUAUCUUUGCUAUCUUCAAAUACAUGUUCACGGAAUGCGGCUGGUACCAAUAAUUUGUAUAUAGGUUUCAUUUCUAAUUCUAUACCGAAGUUUUUAAAUAAACUGUAAACUGAAUAGAGAUAAAUGUAUUUCAUAUUGUAUAUAUUCCAUGCUGCAAAUUACUGGCUA